UGUAAUCUUGAACCAACAAAAUGGUGAAGAAAGGGAUGGGUAAAGGUAAGGCUAAAAAGCCGAAAGCUGUAAAGAAGCCCAUGGAUGGGUUGAGCGCGGACAUGUACGAUGAGAUCGACGCUUUCCACAACAGUAAAAAUCGGGUCAUGUUAAAUGGGGCGGGUACCGAUGAGAGCGAUGAUGCAUACGAUGUUGAUGAAAACAAGGACGUAUUGGAUAUACACGAGUCAAGCAGCGAUAGUGACAAUGAUAGUGAUAAAGAAAGCAAUAAUUGGAAAAGGAGAGCAGACGAAGAAGGUGACGAUAGUGAGAGUGAUGGGGGUAGAUUUGGCGAAGAGAUACCAAUUGAGGCUUUAAAGAAUUGGGGCAGGAAGAAGAAAAUCUACUAUG
Molecule: messenger RNA, 390 nt
Organism: Sphaeroforma arctica JP610
Lineage: Eukaryota; Ichthyosporea; Ichthyophonida
Exons: 1
Source: RefSeq, a predicted model, not a curated record